This is a messenger RNA of Culicoides brevitarsis, 2282 nucleotides long. RefSeq lists its product as uncharacterized. The record is from RefSeq and is a predicted model, not a curated record. The transcript has 10 exons. Bases 153 to 2024 code for a protein of 623 amino acids. NCBI's taxonomy places the organism in Eukaryota, Metazoa, Arthropoda, Insecta, Diptera, Ceratopogonidae.
UUGACGAUAAUCUUUAAAUUAAAUCAAAUCCAAAUAAAUAAUAUUUUUCAAAACACACCUGAAACAAUUAACAUUGAAAACCAGUGAAAUCUAAGAAAAAGAACUAAAUUAUUUUACUUUUUUGCUAAUUCAGUAAUAUUAUUCUAAAUAUCAUGGAAUCGUCUGAAAACUUCGUUCCUCCACCACCUCCACCACCAAAAGGCCCAAUACCAACUAAAAGGCUGGACACACAGAUUCCUGCUGAAGCACCCGCUUGUGUACAAAAUGCCAUGAUGACGAAGGAUAAAAAACCUUUUACUUACACUCCCGGUGGAAUCGACUUAUCGCAAAUUAAAUCUCCAAGAAUGGCAAAAAGAGUUCAAAAGAAUGCUUUGUCCGAAGGCGUUACGGGUCCACCAAAAGUUUCUCCUUUAGCGAAACAGUGUCCAACACAAGUUGCAAAUGCAACGGCUCCUGCUAUGUGCAUGGCAAAAGAUAUUGCUGGGAUGCCCUUUCAAGUUUUCCCUUCUGGGCCACCAGCACCACCUCCAAUGCCAAUGAAACAAAGUCCAUCACAAAAAAAAGAAGAUGAAAGCGAUAACAAAGCCCAUAAACAAUCUUCAAUCAUGCAACAGCAUUUUGAGGCACCACCAAUAGGACUUCGACCAGAAAUAAAAAUACCACAAAAUCCAAUGGCGAAUUUAAAACCUACACCAAGACAUCAGCAAAUAGAUGAAUUUUGGACCGACGACAAAUGCGAUAAAUCUGCUGAUUCAUCAAUCAAUUUGGUAAAAGCUGACUUAGAAUUGGCAAAAGAAGAUACACAUAAAAAUAUGUCUUUACAUGAAAAAAAGGGCCAAUUAGGUCAACUUUAUAUUCCGAAAAUAAGUGAAAUGGAUAGACAACAACUGAUGCAUCAACAAUCACCACCAUGGAUGUCUUCAAGCAAAUAUCAAACUUCUGGCUCUACUCCAGAAUGGGUUAAUUCUAAUGAAAGUGAUCGUCGUGUUCCUAUUGAAGUGGAAAACUCUUCGACAAGAACACCAAGUCUUAAGCCAAUGACUCCAAACUUAUGCCCUCAACCAUUUUAUGGUUCUAACAAAAAACACCUUGAUGCUGCAACAGUUAUCAACGCCUUUGAACCAACAUUCACUAUUAAUAAUGGAGAUUUACAACAUCAAGCAUACUCUCCUUCUAUAACCUGUAACCCAAAUCAAUUUGUAAAUCAAGGAUAUCAAAAUAUUGAUUUUCAAAAACAUCAGUUUUCAAGUCCAAAUACUGGUGUAUCCCAUAUUAUACCGAUAAAACUAGAAGGGUAUACGACUCCAAUGUCUUCACCAGAUUUGCAUCGCAACUCAGCUACAAAAUCACAAAUUGUCGUACAAAGAGGAAACGUUAAAUUUUUCGUUUAUGAUGUACCGUUGAGAGCACAUAUUAAUUUUAUAAAGCAACACUUAAGUGACCCUCGACAGCAAUCGUUACCUACACAGUGGACAAACAACACUGGAGGUACUCCAACACAAUCUCGCUCAUUUAGGGUAUUGCAAAAAAUGACGGAUGCAUAUGCGAAUCCUGACUUAAAUGAAUCAGUACCGAUUGAAUUUCAACAAGAGCAAUAUUCAAAACCUAUGUCCCCAACAGGUGUAGAUAGUAACAUGAGGCGCAUUAAACUCGAUGACGGUGAUAAAUUAUUUAUGAAUCGCGUCAGAAAUCAAGUUGAUGAUGAAUUAUAUCUUCAUAAAGAAGAGAAUCCAAGAUAUCGUGGUUCAGCUAUACCAUCAAAAGCGUUUAAAUUACUCCAAACCAUGACAAAUAGUAAUGAUUCAGGCGACGAAAUGGGUUCCACAUUUCAUCAGACUAAACUAGGAAAUUCUAAAAGUGAAACUGAAGAAGAUUAUGAUCGUCAAAAACCGUAUGUGCAUCCUAGUGAGCAACAAGUAUUCGAACCUAAAAAAUAUACAGGAGCUAAUAUACCAAGUCGUUCAUUCAGGCUUUUACAAGCUAUGACUCAGGCAGAUGCCGGUACAGGAGUAUCCGAUUUAUAGAUAUUGUAAACGCAAUUUACAAAAAAAAAAUGGAAACAAUCUUGUAUUGUAUUUUGUAUUUUGUUUUAGUAUGUUAACAUAAUGAUAAGGAACCAAGAGUUAACCUUUUUAUACGAACAAAAAGAUUUAAUGUCUUCUAAAUAAUUGCAUUAAUAUUAAAGGAAAAUAUGUAUAUGUUAAAAAUGUGAAAAAAAAACAAAAGAGUUUGCAGAAAAAAAUCUUAUAAUUACUCUUAAUGUUUUUUGAUUUGCGUUACUU